This is a messenger RNA of Morchella sextelata, 2247 nucleotides long. RefSeq lists its product as uncharacterized. Gene Ontology annotation, cellular component: extracellular region. The transcript has 5 exons. Gene Ontology annotation, biological process: long-chain fatty acid biosynthetic process; ceramide catabolic process; sphingosine biosynthetic process. The record is from RefSeq and is a predicted model, not a curated record. Bases 1 to 2247 code for a protein of 748 amino acids. Gene Ontology annotation, molecular function: N-acylsphingosine amidohydrolase activity. NCBI's taxonomy places the organism in Eukaryota, Fungi, Ascomycota, Pezizomycetes, Pezizales, Morchellaceae.
AUGCAUCUCAUACAUCACAUCCUACCCUUGAUAUGCCUCCUAUUCCUCCAAGUAUUCUCCCAAGAUGAAGCUGUAGGUGAUAAAUACCUUCUCGGCGUUGGUCGUGCCGAUGUCACUGGGCCCGUCGUUGAGAUCGGAAUGAUGGGGUACGCCGACCUCGCACAGAAAGGAUCAGGGCUUCGACAGCGGAUACAUUCUCGAGCGUUUAUAGUUGCAGAUGUGAAUAGUCCGGAGGACAGAUUCGUCUAUGUGAGUGUAGAUGUGCAAAGUGGUGAUACCGCGAUAAGGGAUGGUGUUCUAAAGGGGCUGGAAGUGGCGUUUCCUGGCGUUUACGGGCAGAACAAUGUGGCUGUGGUGGGGACGCAUAGUCAUGCUGGGCCUGGUGCAUGGCUCAAUUAUCUACUCCCCCAGAUAACGACGCAGGGGUUUGAUUCGCAGUCGUACUCUGCUAUCGUGGAGGGCAUCGUUCUCUCUAUUAAGCGGGCUCAUACAUCGCUCACGCCGGGCUAUCUAUCCCUUGCUAAGGGACUAGUAAGUGAUGCAAACGUCAAUCGUAGCCCUUAUGCGUAUGAGGCAAACCCGGCGGAGGAGAGAGCCAAGUAUGAAGAUGUGGGUGGAGAUGUAGAUAAGGAGAUGACGGUUCUUUCUUUUAAGAAAGAAGAUGGCACGCCUCUUGGGCUCCUCAAUUGGUUCCCCGUUCAUGGGACCUCUCUCUACGGGAAUAAUACACUCAUCGCUGGGGACAACAAAGGCUACGCCGCUCUUCAACUCGAAAAAGAUCUCGGAAAUGGCUUUGUAGCUGGAUUCUCUCAAGCUAACGUCGGCGAUACAUCUCCAAACACUCUCGGCCCAGUCUGCCAGGAUACCGGACUAGAAUGUAGAUACGAGGACUCAACAUGCAACGGGGUCUCUCAGCAAUGUCGAGGUCGCGGCCCGGCGUUCCAAAUCUCUGACACGGAAUCGUGCCGCAUUAUCGGGCAGACACAGUACUUGGGAGCGAAGCAGAUCUACAACAGCGGUAGUAACAGUAGUAGUAGCGGCAGCGGUAGCGAUAGUAGCGAUAGUAGCGCAGCGCAGACACCCGUGUCCGGCGACGGUGGGAUCGUGCGCAGUCUACAUACGUUUGUCGACUUCGGAGCAGGGUACAAGUUUAAGCUCUCUAACGGAUCUAUGUGGAAAACAUGCAAGGCUGCGUUAGGGUUCAGCUUCGCAGCUGGAACCACGGAUUGGCCAGGUUUCGCGGAUUUCACGCAGAACGAUCCAGGCGCGCCUAGUAACCCGUUUUGGCUACUUGUUAGGAAUUUGUUGAAGAUUCCGACUAAGGAGCAAAAGGAUUGUCAUGCUCCAAAGCCAAUUCUGUUGAACGUAGGUGAAAUGGAUCAGCCCUAUGCUUGGACACCGAACAUCGUCGAUAUUCAAAUGUUCCGCGUAGGGCAGCUCGCCAUCAUCGUGGCACCUGGAGAAGCCACGACGAUGGCAGGACGUCGCUGGAAAGCAGCCGUAGUUGAUGAACUCGACAAGUUGGGAAUAAUUAGUAAAGAAUCCGGAUGGACGGUGCUCGGGGGGCCAGCCAAUUCGUACACGCACUACAUCGCGACUGCUGAAGAGUAUGCCAUACAGAGAUACGAAGGAUUCUUCGUCUUCUACAAUCUGUUCUUCUUGGCGCUUCCGGUUGCUAACUUUGGAGGGGAGCAUUUUUGCUUCAACCGCAUUGAAUGGAAUAGCUUGGAUGCGUACAUAUCUCUUUACAAGACCUACGCACCGUACCUCGCCGCAAAAGUUCCGUCAACUCCCCUGCCCACGGGCGCUAAACCGCCGAUCAACACCAAUAAUUCGAUCUCGCUUAUCACUGGCGUGGUGCAAGAUAGCCCGCCACUAGGAAAGAGCUUCGGGAGUGUCCUGACAGACGUUAUGGGUCCGUACCAGAUCGGCGCCAUGGUAAAGGUCGUCUUUGUCGGGGCGAACCCGAGAAAUAACCUGAGACUGGAAGGAACAUUCGCAGCAGUUGAAAAAAACGAGUCGGGGACGUGGGCCAGGGUUAGAGAUGAUACCGAUUGGAACUUGGUCUACGAGUGGAAGCGGACAGAGGAAUUGACCGGACAGAGCCAGGUUACCAUUACGUGGACGGUUGAAUCGGGUACACCGGCUGGGCAAUAUAGGAUUAGGUACUAUGGCGACUCAAAGGCGCUUUUUGGAGGGAAAAUCACGGCGUUUGAAGGCGUUUCGGGGGUGUUUAACGUAGUUUGA